AUGUGUAUUAAAUUUUGCGGUGCUUUUGAGUUGGCGUUGAGGGGACAUGACGAAACAUCUUCAUCUGAAAAUCCAGGUAUUUAUCAAGGUUUAAUCAACUUUGCCUCUGAAUUAGAUUCCGCUCUUGCCUUACAUUUAAUAGAUGCCAAAGUGUUUAAAAGCACCUCAAAAACAAUCCAGAAUGAUUUAUUAGAUGCUAUGUUUGAGGUAUAUCGAAAUGAACUGAUAAAUCAAAUAAAAUCCGCUAAGUUUAUUGCCAUAGAAGCCGACGAAACAACAGAUAUCUCAAAUCAACAACAAAUGGUAGUUAUAAUUCGGUAUGUUUUUAACGGUGAAAUUUUUGAGAUGUUUUGGGCAUUCGUUAAACCAGAGGGGUAUGCUGUAGAUAUUUUAGCCAAUUGCCUCAUGGACCAAUUGAAAUUAAUUUUAAAUUCACUGGCUGAUAAUUCUAAACUAAUAGCACAAAGCUACGACGGCGCAGCAGUAAUGAGUGGCAAAAAUAAUGGAGUACAGGCAAUAAUCAAGAACAUAUUUCCCCAAGCUCACUUCGUUCAUGAAUACUUGGAAAAUAUUAUUGAUCAACCAGGAAUGGAUUCAAAAACAAUAAGCGAGGCAUCUGGUUUAUUAAAGUUCUUAGAUUAUCCAGAGUUCAUGCAUAAACUCGAGGAAUUGAGAGCUCCCAAAUGCAAGCCGCAGUUGAUUAAUUUGAGCAACAAAUUGUUCAAAUCAGGCAAAGCUUUAAUGAUUUGGAGUGUGACGAAGAUGAAAUACAUCCUGCCAAGCAACCACGUGUGA
Molecule: messenger RNA, 795 nt
Organism: Sitophilus oryzae (rice weevil)
Lineage: Eukaryota; Metazoa; Arthropoda; Insecta; Coleoptera; Curculionidae
Exons: 3
Coding region: 1-795 (264 amino acids)
Source: RefSeq, a predicted model, not a curated record